Ilyonectria robusta is the source of this 1575-nucleotide messenger RNA. RefSeq lists its product as uncharacterized. Gene Ontology annotation, biological process: carbohydrate transport; transmembrane transport. Bases 136 to 1575 code for a protein of 479 amino acids. Gene Ontology annotation, molecular function: carbohydrate:proton symporter activity. The transcript has 4 exons. Lineage: Eukaryota; Fungi; Ascomycota; Sordariomycetes; Hypocreales; Nectriaceae. The record is from RefSeq and is a predicted model, not a curated record. Gene Ontology annotation, cellular component: membrane.
UGAACGAAGCUCCUUCAAUUGUCUAUAAGAACCUAGCAUGUUGCUGCGUCUCUUUCUUUCUCGGCAACCAACCCACUCUUAUCUUCACCUCUUUAUCAGAUCAUUCCUCCUUACUCUGAUCAGCAUCGUCCCAUCAUGACUAAAGUCCAAAUGAGUGAUCCACUCUCGGCGAGCCACGAAGAAGAGGCAGUGGCAGCACCAGCCAUUGCCCAGUUGCCAAACGAAGAGGAACAUCAACCUGGCAAAUGGCAAGCCAUCAAGAGCAAUCCUCGCGUAUUCGCCUGGUGCCUAUUCGCCGCAUGGUGCACCCUCCUGGUUAGUUUCGAAAAUAACGCGUCCGGAAUAGUCAUCGGUAUCCCACAGUUUCGAAAAGACUUUGGCAACUAUUACAAAGGGGACUGUCAUCCCAGGCAACUGGCAGUCGGCAUUUUCUGGGGCUCCCGUGGCUUCGUGGCGGAUUCGAUCGGCCGUAAAUGGACCAUCAUGGUCUCUCUCCUCGUUUCGUACGCCGCUAUAACCCUCGAAUUCGUGUCGACGACUAACCCGGUCUUCUUCGCUGGGAAGUUGGUCAACGGAUUUGCCGUCGGCACCUUAGCCGCUACAACCGCCACCUACAUUGGCGAGAUCAGCCCGCUCGCCCUCCGUGGUAUGCUGACGUGCAUCAUAGCCUUUGCAUAUACAGUCGGUCCCUUCGUCGCGGCCCUGAUCCUCGACGGUAUUGGUUCCUCGACUACACGAUGGACGUACCGUGCCGUGUUCUGCUCUCAGUACGGAUUCUGUGCCGUGGCAACCCUUUUCGCCCCCUUCAUGCCCGAGUCGCCGUGGUGGUUGGCCAGCAAGGGUAAGGACGCAAAGGCGCUGCGCAGCCUUAGGUCCCUGGGAUACACGGCGGAAGAAAGUGCCGAGCAGCGCCUCGCUCUUAUCAAAUUCACGUUGGAGGAGGUUCGCGCCGAGACGGAGGGCGUCGCCUACCUCGAAUGCUUCCGCUACUCGAACCUGCGGCGGACUAUUAUCAGCGUUAGUCCGUUGUCGAUCCAGGCCCUCUCUGGCGUGCUCUUCAUCGCCUCGUAUUCAACCUACUAUGCCCAGCUAGCCGGUUACAGUAGCAAGAUGAGCUUUAAGCUUAACAUUACUCUCCAGGUCGUCUCCAUGUUCGGCAACAUAUGCUCAUGGGAUCUGAUCGAUCGCGUCGGACGUCGCAAUCUUACGCUCUGGGGCACCGUAAGCCUCACCGUCAUCCUCAUGAUUGCCGGCGGCCUCGCUACGGCGGGAACAACCGCCUCGAUCAAAGGAUGCGUAGCAAUGAUGAUAUUCUUGGGUUCAUAUACAAUAGCACAAUUGGUGCCACCGCCUACACCAUCCUCACCGAGAACGCCACCGCCCGGCUUCGUGUCAAGACCAUUGCCAUCGGAGUCGCUCUACAGAACUGUUGCCCGAAACGACCGGACGAUCCUACGAGGAAUUGAACGAAUUAUACACGCGGAGGAUCCCGGCACGGAAGUUCAAGACCACCGUCACCGAGGUGGAGUCUCGGGUAAUGCAGAUGGAACAGAAGCUGGCCAGAUAAAGGGCUAG